Molecule: messenger RNA, 2040 nt
Organism: Suhomyces tanzawaensis NRRL Y-17324
Lineage: Eukaryota; Fungi; Ascomycota; Pichiomycetes; Serinales; Debaryomycetaceae
Exons: 3
Coding region: 1-2040 (679 amino acids)
Cellular component (GO): mitochondrion
Source: RefSeq, a predicted model, not a curated record
AUGGGGUUCAGGACCCAGUCCUACCACCCCAUAAGGCACUCGCCUGUCGUCAAAGUGGUAGCUGCUGGGUUGGUGGGAACGGUUUCCGGAUCGCUUCUCUACUCCCACACCAUCUGGAACGACGUCCAUGCCAUUGACACGUCUGUGCACGAGCUCGAGCCCGUCAAGGACUCAGAGACAUACGAGAACGGGCUCUACCUCGCCUCCCAGAAAGAGGAGCAAGACCAGUACGAUCACUACCGCCAGACCAAGACCGGCCAGGGGUUGCUCCUCAAGCGGAUCUUCUACUACCUCAAGUUCCACAUCGACGACUACAUCAUCAACCCGUUGGUCACGUUUGCACGUUUCUUGGAGUUGUCUGCAAUCUUCGUCCCUGUGCUUUUGACGUCGCCCCUCUGCUGGUUUGGCAAGAAGAACCGCAAGACAGGCACCACCGUCCGCUCGGGCGCCAGGCUCUGGUUCCGGUACUUGCGGUGGUCUGCCGAGUUGGCGGGCGCCUCGUUCAUCAAAUUGGGCCAGUGGGCAGCUUCCAGAACCGAUAUCUUCCCUAAGGAGAUGUGCGAGGAGUUGGGCACCUUGCACUCCAACGCCAAGGCCCACUCGCUUCACGAGACCAAGCGGAUUAUCAGCCAGAGUUUUGGCGACCUUCCCUUCGAUGAGAUCUUCGACGAGUUCAACGACAAGCCGUUGGGAGUUGGAGCCAUUGCCCAGGUCUACAUUGCCAAAUUGUCCAACAAAGCGAUAGAGAGAGUCAAGGACUUGGAAAAAGAGGACUCCAAGCGAAAAGUGUCCCUGACCCAGAGCCAGCAGUUUCUAGACAGUAUUUUGGUGACUGAGCACGGCGACACUCUCACCAACAACCAGCACGUUGCAAUCAAGGUGUUGCAUCCCAACGUCGAGGUCAAGAUCAACCGUGACUUGCGGAUCAUCAAGUUCUUCGCCAAUGUCAUCGACGUGAUCCCCACCAUGGAGUGGCUUUCGUUGCCAGACGAAGUGGAACAAUUCUCGGUGUUGAUGAGACUCCAGUUGGAUUUGAGAAUCGAGGGCUUGAACUUGGCCAAGUUUAGAGAUAACUUCAAGAGUAGACUCGAUAUCCACUUUCCAAAGCCCUACUUGAACUUCACAACCAGAAAUGUGUUAGUCGAAGAGUUUAUUCACGCUAUCCCUAUGAGUAGGUUGUUGUCCUUAGAGGGAAACUUCGGUAAGAACCUAUCGAAGGAAGUCAGUGACAAGGGUUUGGAUGCAUUCUUGAAGAUGUUGAUUCUCGAUAAUUUCGUUCACGCUGAUUUGCAUCCUGGUAAUAUGAUGGUCAGAUUCUACAAGAACGAAUUGUUCCCCCAUGAGAAAGAGUACAAGAUCGUCAAGUCAAGCAAUGAAAGCGAGACCAACAAAAUCACCAACGAGUUGUUGAAAUUAGGUGAUGAUAAAGAGGCCUGGUGCCAGAGGUUGGAAUCCCUUUACCAAGAAGGUUAUCAUGCAGAGAUUUGUUUCCUUGACGUUGGUCUCAUCACGGAAUUGAACCACGAGGACCGGGUCAAUUUCAUCGAUUUAUUCAAAGCAUUAUCCGAAUUCGAUGGUUAUAAAGCAGGUGAAUUAAUGGUUGAACGUUCGAGAACCCCAGAAACGGCGAUUAACAAGGAGAUAUUUGCCUUGAAGGUAGAAAAAUUGGUUGAUCGAGUGAAGGAAAGAACUUUUGCAUUGGGAAACAUUAGCAUUGGAGAUUUGCUUGACCAGGUCUUAGGAAUGGUCCGGAGUCAUCAUGUUAGAAUGGAAGGGGAUUUCAUCACUGUGAUUGUAGCCAUUUUAUUAUUGGAAGGAAUUGGUAGAAGAUUGGAUCCCGAUCUUGAUUUAUUUGCAAGUUCCUUGCCCGUGUUGAGAAAAUUGGGAGUACUGAAAGAAGGCAGAGACAUUUUGCGAAAUGAGAACUCCUUGAGUAUGAUCAAGGUGUGGUUGGUACUUGAGGUCAGACAGUUUAUCAAUGCCUCGAUCCAGGAUAUCCACGCGUUGGUGAAGGCGGACAUGUUGAGUCCGAAUAUUUAA